This is a messenger RNA of Lathyrus oleraceus (garden pea), 740 nucleotides long. RefSeq lists its product as uncharacterized. The coding region runs from base 235 to 639 and encodes 134 amino acids. The record is from RefSeq and is a predicted model, not a curated record. NCBI's taxonomy places the organism in Eukaryota, Viridiplantae, Streptophyta, Magnoliopsida, Fabales, Fabaceae. The transcript has a single exon.
UAUGUCAUAACCCUUAUUAGAAGCUAUCGUUCGCGUUUAGGCCACAACCAAAUCAUUUAAUGAAGGCAAAGAUAUCUUAGCUUUUCCUCAUCAUAGUAUUGUUAUUGCUUCUUCCUUACCAAGACCAAGGAAUAGGGGAAAGAAAUUAAAGGAACCUACUCUUUAAACAAGGUAUGCCUUCUUUCAAUAAUUACUUCCAACACCCCCACCUUCUUCUCCUUCUCUUUCACAACCAUGGAAGAUUUGAACUUGCUUGCGGCCGAUUGUGUCGUCAUUUCAUGCUGCUGCCAGUGCUUGAUGCUGCAAAUUAUUCUGCUUUUGUUGCGAAAGAUGGUGAGGAAAACAAGAGAAUAUGGUAAGAGGAUAUUUUGCCAAAGGAAGGGGGUGCAAAGAGAAAUGGGAUCAUAUAAAGAUGUCAUUUUGAGAGUUCAUGAAAAAUCAUUUAGAAUUCAAGAUGAUGAUGUGCAUAAUUGUGGUUGUUGUAUAGAUGAAGUUGAGAAAGUGAUGGAGGAACUUUGUGAGAAGGGAGAGUUUGGAUUUGGAAGCUUUUGGGGUAGGAAGGAACCAUGGGGUGAUCCUAAAGUUGUCAAUGAUCAAAUUGAUGUUAGUUCUCUAAGAUAUCAAAUAGUUGAUUUUUGACAAAUGUAAUGUGACACAAUUUGAGGAGAAUUAGAUCUCUUAAUAUAUGUGGCAAUGAACUCAAUUCUUAACCAAUUUAUAUAAAAGAAUAUUUGUUGAAA